Molecule: messenger RNA, 3197 nt
Organism: Myodes glareolus (Bank vole)
Lineage: Eukaryota; Metazoa; Chordata; Mammalia; Rodentia; Cricetidae
Source: RefSeq, a predicted model, not a curated record
AGGCCAAUCAGCUGUCAGGGCUCAUGAUAAAUCGCAAUGCAUUAUUGAUAAUAAUAAUUACUGGGACAUGCGCGUUCCGGCCGAAGGGGGGUAAAAUUUCCCAACUCUAGGAAUUGGUGGCAAGUCACCAGGGCUCUUCCCGGCGCCCCGAUGCGCGCACCAUGUCGAGGCGCAAGCAGGCGAAGCCCCAGCACAUCAACUCGGAGGAGGGCCAGGGCGAGCAGCCGCUGCAGCAGCCGAGCCCCGACCUCGCAGAAGCGCCGGCGGCGGAGGAACCGGGUGUUCCAGUGAACUCCCCAGGGAAUGGCGAUGAGGUGAUGGAGGAUGCGGCCCUGGUGAAGCGCCCCCGGCGGGAGGAGACUCACAUCUGUGAUAAGUGUUGUGCCGAGUUCUUCAGUUUCUCAGAGUUCCUGGAACACAAGAAAAGUUGCACCAAAAAUCCUCCUGUCCUCAUCAUGAAUGACAGUGAGGGGCCAGUGCCUUCAGACGACUUCCCCAGAGCUGUCCUGAGCCACCAGCCAGACAGCCCAAGCAAUAAGGACAGUCACCAAGACAACAGCUGCAACUCUGGGGACUCGAAGGAAAAGCUGGGCCCGGACUCCAUCCUGUACUUAAAGACAGAGACUGCCCUGCCACCUGCACCCCAGGACAUAAGCUAUUUACCCAAAGGCAAAGUGGCCAACACCAACGUGACUCUGCAGGCGCUCCGUGGUACCAAGGUGGCAGUGAACCAGCGGAGUGUGGAUGCCCCUGCAGCACCCGUGCCGGCUGCCCACAGCAUCCCGUGGGUCCUGGAGCAGAUCCUAUGUCUGCAGCAGCAGCAGCUCCAGCAGAUCCAACUCACAGAACAAAUCCGCGUCCAGGUGAACAUGUGGGCCGCACAUGCCCUCCACUCCGGAGUGGCCGGCGCGGACACUCUGAAGGCCUUGAGCAACCAUGUGUCUCAGCAGGUGUCCGUGUCCCAGCAGGUGUCUGCCGCUGUGGCCCUGCUCAGCCAGAAAUCCUCAAACCCGGCCCUGUCUCUAGAGGCCUUGAAACCAGCCAAACUACCUCAUGCCAGUGUCCCCUCUCCAGCCAGCUCCCUGUCCUCGGGGUUUUCCCCCUUCGCCUUGAAGCCAGAUGGGACUCGGGUUCUCCCCAACUUCAUGUCUCGCCUCCCAAGUGCCCUGCUACCUCAAAGCCCGGGCUCUGUGCUUCUUCAGAGCCCCUUCUCCACUGUGGCACUCGACCCAUCCAAGAAAGGAAAAGGGAAGCCCCCAAACGGCUCUCUGUCUGCGUCUGCGUUGGACGCCAAGCCCAAGGACGAAGCCCUCCUCGGUCGCACCAGCAUCCCGUCAACGUUUCUCCGAGCCCAGCCCACCUAUGUCAAAGUUGAAGUUCCCAGCACCUUUGUGGGACCCUCCAGCAUGUCCUCAGGCAUGGCACCUUUGCUCGCAGCACAGCCGCGCCGACAGGCCAAGCAACACUGCUGCACACGCUGUGGGAAGAACUUCUCAUCUGCCAGCGCCCUUCAGAUCCACGAGCGGACACACACAGGCGAGAAACCCUUUGUCUGCAACAUCUGUGGGAGAGCCUUCACCACUAAAGGCAACCUGAAGGUACACUACAUGACGCAUGGGGCCAACAAUAACUCUGCCCGCCGGGGCAGGAAGCUAGCCAUAGAGAACAGCAUGGCUGUGCUAGGCGCCGAGGGAAAGAGAGUGCCCGAGAUGUUCCCUAAGGAACUCCUUCCCCCGGCGGCACCGGCACCGGCACCGGCACCGGCACCAGCACCGGUGAGUGUGGACCCCACCACGUGGAACCAGUAUACCAGCAUCCUCAACGGGGGCCUGGCCAUGAAGACCAAUGAGAUCUCUGUGAUCCAGAGCGGAGGCAUCCCCACCCUGCCGGUGUCCCUGGGGGCCAGCUCUGUGGUGAGCAACGCCACACUUUCCAAGCUUGAUGGUUCUCAGUCUGCUGUGGGUGGGAACGUGGAGAAGCCCGCUGUUCCCGAUGGUGUGGCCAAGCACCAGUUUCCCCACUUUCUGGAAGAAAACAAGAUCGCAGUCAGCUAAGGGGGUGGGGGUGGGGGGCGUGCAGCUGAGGAGAGAUUUGCUUCCUUUAGUUUCCUUGACCAUCUCCUGCUUCCCUUCCUGAUACACAAGCGAUGUUUAUGAUGUUUACGCUUGUGACCACAGCCUUGGGCAGUCCUACAAUCUCAUCGUAUCUUGCUGCUUUCCAAAAAAGAAAAAAAGAAGCCAAAAAAAAGAAAAAAAGAAAAUUGAAAAAUGGGGAAAAAAAAGCCACCAAAACAGACUUAAGUUUUGCAAAGAAGCGGGUUUUGAAGAGUAGCUUUGUUCCUUGGGACAAACUGUAUGCUAGAAGCUUUGUGUGACCUCGUGGCUGUUUCCAAAGACCGUCACCUGUAUCUAAGUGAAGCAGUUGGGGCAGUUGGCCCACAGUGGAAGUGACAGCUCACCUCAAUCCAGGGGAGAGGGUGCUGUGUGCUUCCACAGCGACUAAUGCGGGUAAUGGACAUCUUUGUGGGGACCUGGCUUAUCUGCCUCCCGACCUUGUAUUCUCAUUUUCUGUUUGUGAAUGUUCUUUCAGAGAAAGGAGGAAGAAGCCUCAUAACUAAGGUGGUCCAGUUAGCCCACUCCUUGAACCUAGACCCUUUGUACGACGCCCCUCCACAAGCCCCUAGAGAGCCCUACACUUGCUCUGCUGCUUAUUUAAAAGGUUUGGAGCCCCAGGAGUGCCACCCGCUCCCCAUUUCUCCCACAAAUCACCUUCUUCCCAGACCCUGGAGUGGAUGGGGUCCAGAGCGGGCACCUCAGGUGAUUUCAUGGGGCUCUUCAGUGCCCGUUGCAUUGUGGGACUGCAGUUCCCUCCUCCGGGACCCGGCGAGUCUCAUGCAGCUCCUCGCUUUCUGUUGUUUGAAUUUCCUUGUCCCCAGUCUUGAAGACUUUUCACACCACCCGCCCUCUUGUGAAGGUUAUAAUGUUGAGACAGGCAAGUCUUGGGUGUGAGGACUUUUAAUUUAUCUACCUCAUUUAUUUUUAUUUUUGUAGCCAAAAAGUCUGUUUUGCUAUUUGGUGACCGCAAAGUAUUCCCUGGUCUUAAAACCUAAGAGUUAAUGUGAUGAGAAGGGCCAGAUGUUCAGGAUGUCCCCAUGGUUGGUGCUGUGCCAUUUUCUUUUUUUUUUUUUAAAUUACAUU